Messenger RNA from Hemiscyllium ocellatum (epaulette shark), 6449 nucleotides. Its product is annotated as calmin-like. Bases 89 to 2995 code for a protein of 968 amino acids. Gene Ontology annotation, molecular function: actin filament binding. Lineage: Eukaryota; Metazoa; Chordata; Chondrichthyes; Orectolobiformes; Hemiscylliidae. The transcript is spliced from 14 exons. The record is from RefSeq and is a predicted model, not a curated record. Gene Ontology annotation, cellular component: nuclear outer membrane; cytoplasm; meiotic nuclear membrane microtubule tethering complex. Gene Ontology annotation, biological process: nuclear migration.
UUCCUCUCUGUUCGGCUCCCCCUCAGGUUAAAGGGACGCUGUGAGAGUACAGACGGAUCGGGGCUCUCUCUCUUCUCACUCUCUCUCUAUGGCAGGACACGAAUGGGACUGGUUUCAGCGAGAGGAGCUGAUCGGUCACAUCAGCGACAUCCGAGUGCAAAACCUCCAGGUUGAAAGAGUGAGCACGCAGAAGAGAACGUUUACCCGAUGGAUCAACUUCCACUUGUACAGGUGCAAUCCACCCCUGGAGGUGAAGGAUUUGUUUAAAGAUAUGCAAGAUGGGAAGAUCCUGAUGGCUUUACUGGAGGUCCUAUCUGGGCAAAGACUGAUGCAACAGUAUAAACAUUCCACUCAUCGGAUUUUCAGACUGAAUAAUAUUGCAAAGGCCCUUCAGUUUCUGGAGGAAGGAUACGUGAGACUGGUCAGCAUUGAUGCACAUGAGAUUGCUGAUGGCAACCCUUCUAUGAUCCUUGGCUUAAUCUGGAAUAUCAUUCUCUAUUUCCAGAUAAAGGAAGCAACAGGACACCUGAGGACUUUCUCUCCCACAUCCAGUUUGUCUUCCUUGCACAGUGGAAGUGAUAAUGACCUGACGUUACACUGCACUCCUAAGGAAACCGUCCCUUCAGCUCCAUAUAAGGAUCAGAGGAGGGUUAUUAAAGUUCUCCUGAACUGGGUGCAGAGGAGGAUUGCAAAGUAUGGCGUGGCCAUUCAAGACUUUGGUACCAGUUGGCGGAGUGGCAUUGCAUUCCUAGCUCUCAUCAAAGCAAUCGACCCAAGCUUAGUGGAUAUGAGAAAAGCUAUGGAGAGACCAAACAAGGUCAAUCUUGAAGAUGCGUUCAAACUAGCACACAUCAAUCUGGACAUCCCACCACUAUUAGAGCCUGAAGAUGUUGAUGUUGAACAUCCAGAAGAACAGUCCAUCACCACUUAUGUAUCACAGUUUUUGGAGCAUUUCCCUGAUAUUGAUGAGAAUGAUACUGCAGAAUGUGCCUAUGAAUCUCCAUUUGAGGAUUCUUGUAUCAGCUUUGCAACCAUGUCUUCUGAUCUUAGUGCACAAGAUUCCAAUGUUGGAAAUAAACAUUGUGAUUCAGAUAUUGUCUCGCCUCUGCUACAGGACUCUACAGUCUUUAUCCCCUCCUACCUGAAAGAUGAUAAAUUAUCUGCACAAAAUGUCGUGAUGAAUGACAAUCAGCCAUUACAUGAAGAAAACGAUAAUUCUUUUGUUAAUCAGGGCAGUAGUUCUAAUGAAACGGAAAUGGUUACCACUAACAUGGUUGAUGUUUCCAAUAUUGCAAAAUCAAGUAUGUCCUCACAUCAAGAUGGUCAGUUAUCAUCUGAUCUGCACAAUGUACUCUUACAACCCGCAUCUGACACCAAUGUCACUGACACGGUAGAGGAGAUUUAUGUCCUGCUACAUCCAUUGAAAAGAAAGUCUUCAAAUGGUGAGAAAACACUGUUGGAAAAGAAGCCUUCCUCUCCGGAACCUUAUGAUUAUCAUUCACCAAUUGCAGCGAAUGAUGUGUUGAAAGCUAGGUCCAGAAUUGAAACACCUGAACCUUUUGCUGAAGAUCAAUGUGACACAUCCUUGGAAAUCGUCUCAGAAGCCACAUACUCCUCUAAUAAAUUGAAUGAAGCUAUCAAAAGUCCACAAGAUCAGUGUGUUUCUUUAUACCGUAUGGAUAUGCAAUCUAAUGCUAGUAUGCCUGCUCGGAUACGUAAAGUUUCAGAAUCAUGUACACAGACGGAUGAAAAACCAUCUUCUGAACAGAAUGAGCAAUUGCCUUCAGUAAUAGAUAAUGCACUUAUGGGUGAAGAAAAAGUGUCUGUAAUUCCACUUAACCUUGUUUACUAUCCUCAUUAUGAGAUACCAGUGUCUAAGGUACUUGAAGCUUUUUCAGUUACUGGUAGUCCUCAAAAGGAACUUAUCCCAGAGUUUCAGAAAGACUUGUCACCACUGGCUGAUGAAGCUUACCAGUCUUGCUCUGAGCUCAGUGGUUCUUUUUCAUUGCAGGAACUUAGUCCAACAUUCUCUGAAAAAACUUUGUGCACCCCUGACUCUGAUCAGAUUGACAGCUCGAGCAUCUCUAGUCAUGCUGAACCUGGUAAGAUUGCUCAGUCACUUUCUUCUUACCAAGGAACUGACUUGUCUCAGUUUCUGCCAGUAGCAAUCCCUAAUGCUGCCAACGAAAGCAUUGUGAAUCCUCUUAGUAAAUUGCCAGAUCAGCCUAGCUUGGAGGCUAUUAAUGAACGAUUUUUGGAAGAAAAACCUUCAGUGACAAAGUCUGGAGAUCUUCAGAUACCCAAAAGCGAACAUGAAAAGGAUCAAGAUGAGAACAGUCCAGGUCCAGAGGCAUUAAACAACCAGCUUUUGCACUCGCUGCAAAGUCAAAUGGGUCUGAAAGAUACAGGAGAAGAUGUGGAGAUUUAUGGUAGUGGUCCAGAACAGCCAGCUGAUACAAAAGAUGGGCAGCACAACAUCCUGCAAAGUUCUGUGAUUUCAUGCUCACCCACUUUAAGUGCUGAAAACUCGCAAGAGAAAAGCAGUUAUGUUUUCACCAGCCAUAAAGAUCACAACCAUGAAUUCCGCCUGAAAGCAAUGAAUGACCAAUGUUCAAGUGAAUCAGAAGAGAACACAAGCAAUCAAGAUGAAAAACUGAUUCAGGAUGAACAUUGCUCUGAUCCCAAUAUGCUGUCAUUGAUAAGACAACAUAACACUCAGCACAAGAUACCUGAGAAUCUGGUGCUGCUGAAUGAAGCAAAAUUUACAGAUGAAACACAUCUCCAAACAAGGUCAGAUCAACAAUCUGACAAUGCAAGUGUAUUGGAAGCAAUGUGGCACCCAACUGCUGCUGUCAUCCGUGAUAAGGUACCUUCAGGAUCCCCUACUCCUCCUCAAUUACCGUACCUUGUUGUUAUUCUCUGGAUGGUAGUAUACUGGCUGAUCAUUCUUCUGCACCUCGACUUGGAGUCACUUGGCCCAUUCACAGCCAGUUGAUUAUGUUACCAGAUAGAUCAUAAUUACUCUUCUACUUAAGAUUUUGUGGAGUAGUUUUGUACUGUUGGGUUUUGUUCUUUUUAUACUCAUAUGUUUCCAGAGUUUUCCUGACAUCCCUAUUUAAAUUGUAAAAUCCCAAAGUUCCAAUGCCUGUAACAAAUGAAGGGCAAAGACUGAGUAUAAACCUGAGAAAUUGUUUUUAUUCCAUUAAUCUGGAUUGUUUGGUUAAGAAGAGGUGACCCAAUGAGGACUAGUGACAUGUUAUUGAACAUACUUGGUCUUGUCCACAUCUUCAAAAAAGAAUGGUACAGCAUGUUGCAGACUUUCUAUGUGUGCUGAAGGGGGUACAAAUUUCCAAUCAAUCGAAGCUUCCUGAGUGGUAUGACAGCAAGAAAGUGAAUAGUUUUUUAAUACCUUUUAUAGUAUACAUGAUGUAAAUGAAGCUUUAUUUUAAUAUUUACUUUUAUGGCUGCAUUUUGCUCUUUCGUAAAAGGGUUUCAUUUGCAACCUAUUAUGUUGAUACCAAAAGUUAGAAGAAUAAGACACAAUUGUACUCAAGUAAUGAAAUAAACACUUGAGAUUUAAAUACCAAGACUGGCAAAAUGGGAAUAUAAUGUGAAAGUUAUAAUCCUGCAUUUCUGGAACAUUACUACUGUAAUCUUUUCUCUAACUUGUGUUCCUACAGAAUAUAGCUUUCCCCAAUGCAUGUGCAAGACUGCUCAAUCACCCUGUAUUUUGUGCAAUAAGAAUAUAUUGUUAAAACACAGCUGGGCUGAUCUUUUCAAGGUUUCAUUGAUUGUUGUUUCUCACUUUCCGUUUGUCUCCCCAUUGCCUGGGGUAUUUGGAAGGUGCAUUCAGAAUCUGCUUUUAGUUCUUUACUAAAUAAGCUUUUAUCAUCUUUUUCAUAAGUGGUCCAGGUUAUCACUGCCUAUUGGCCUCCUCACUAAAAUAUGUUGAACAAGGUAUCAUGGCUUCUAGACAUCUUCCUGCUAACCUUUAGUGGCAAAUGAUUGCAAGACAGCAUGAUAUAUUACUGAUAUAUUCACAAUGUUUUAUUUAAAUCCAGAUUUUUUUUCUCAUUUGCUUUUAUUUGUUGUCGGUCCUGUGAUUCUAGUAAGUCCUAAAUAAAUAAGCCAAAGAUUAGAAAAUGGGCACAAAGAUUUGGCACAUUUUGAAGUUUUCCCUCUCUGCAUUUUCUUUCUCUUUCAUCUAGAUGAUGAAAUUGCACUUAAAACGAAGCUUUAAACUGCCACUGAAAGUAGAGGCUGGGCCUUUACUAUUUUCAUUAUUUGUGUAUAUGACUCAACUUCUUUGAUUGUUAAUAGUCUGUAUGUGCUGGAUGUGCUUGUGUUUGUGUACAGUUGUUUUCUGUAAUUGAAUUUGUUCUUGGCUGGUUAGACAGUUAAGGCUCUACCUUAUGAUUGAAGGUUUUUCCUCCUUUCCAUAAACUAAAUUCCACAAAUGCUGCUAAUAGCAUUUAUGAAAUCUCGUGCAGGAAAGUUGAUGGUGAGUUUGGGCAGGAAAUGCAUCUAUUGAACACAAUAAUCCAACCUAAUCCUGUUUCCACAAGGGCUUGUAGGCAGGACCCACUGGUUAGUGAUCAGUAGCUCGUGAAGCUCAUUCAAGCUCUGCAGAAACCAACCGCAACUAACUGCAGUGUACCCACUCAUUGAUUCAUCACACACCAAGUAUUGUGUUGGAGACUUUCCUACUGUGUACACUGCCCAGAACACUUAAAGUAGAUCAUACUGAAAGCUGAAGCUAUUUAUUCAGUCUGACGUUUUAAACCCUCACACACCUGCGAUUUUCCCCAAAAAUCUCGGUCAUAACAGUUAGAAAUGUGCUGUUCUACACUGUUCACCUAAGUAUCAUCUCAAAGCUCAUUAAUACUCCAAUAGUAUUACAGUAAUGAGUUACCCAAUGUUACAAAUUAGAAUACCACUGCUGUAAUCUGUAAUGUUCGCUAAAUGAGAAAGCAAAAGUAAUUAUAACUAUACUUACAAUUUUAAAUGUUCCACUCAUCUGUUUAAGAGUGGAAUGGAGAAAAACCUUUAGUUCAGUGUAAUGCUGAGAUAAACCUAUAGAAGGUUUGGCAGAGUCUAUGAUCCAAUUAUGUUAGCUAAGUCAAGAUAGCAGAUAGACUUUUUUUUAAAUGAUUAGUGAAGGACACAAAUCUGGGUGGGCAAAUAUUUUCACUCUUAUACCCAUGCUUUGCAUUUUUGACCUAUUGGUAGUGUGAUUGAAUGCUCUAAGCCAUUGAAUUCAAAUCUUACUUGCUUCAGAGGUGUUUCAUAACACAUCUGAAUAGAUUGAUUAAAAAUAUCUACUCAUGGCAGCCCCGAUCUCCACUAUUAUAAUGUGUAGGGAAGACAGGAUGAGGUUGGACUCUGAUGUUAUCAUAUUUUUGUACUUAUGUUUCCUGUCUGUGCUUACACUCCUCCUGAUCAUCAUAGCCUCACAAGUAUAAUUUUAACCUUUUGGAGUCUCAUCAUACAUCAAACUGAUCAGAGUGAAUAUGGCACAGGCUCCAAACUCUUCCGACAAUUGGAGCUCUAUUGAUGCCAGGCAUUUACAAUUUGCAUAGAAAAGGAACUUGACCCCUGAAACAGGCAGUUGCAUGGUCUAUUAGUGGUAGGCAACUGCAGAAACUGCCAGGUGGCAUUCAAAUCUCUCGUCCCAUUUUGAAACCACUAAUCUAGUUAAUGUUAAUUCAAACAAAGUAGUUUUGUCAUGAUACUUCCAGUCAAAUAGCCAAUCUACAAUGGCCAUCUGGGGUCAUAUUUGAAUAUUGAGGUGCAUACCUACAGAACUGUACCAGUAACAAUUCAUCUUCAAUUGAGGGCAGUAGGGUUGGAGGAAAUAUUGAGCAAAAAGACAAUUGUUUUGCUUGGACUGCUAUUGAGUAACAUUCUUCUUGCUGUACUGCAGUUAUUUGAGAUGUACAUCAACACAAUAAAACUCUUAAGCUUAUUUAUAGAAAUACUGGCAGGUACAGUAUCACCAACUCUAUAAUGAUUUAAAAUAUAGUAGGAUUAAUUUUUUGUACAGGAGAAAACAAAAAUUGUGCCUUUUUGGAAACUUUAAUGUUUAAUUAAUGAAGUCAGAACAGCUGGUUAUCAAUCAGUAGUGAGACAACCAUGUUAUGCUUUGCUUUGAGGGUGGUACUCCAUUGCUCCAGAAACACACCUUCAAAGAGGUUACCUGUUUGCGUACCAGUUGUAGAUAGGAGCUUGGGUAUCUCUAGCCUUUGGACCCUCUGUAUCAUUCAAGGAUACUUGCUUUAGAGCACAGACCAUAAUAUUACACAGAUUAUAUGAUUCUCAAAAUAAAAAUCUUUUCACAAUAUUUGUUUCUCUAAAAAUGGUGUACAUUUUCUGUCUUAGUUUGGGAGCUUCUGUAAAAAUAAGUUUGUGAAUAAAAGCUAUUCAACAAUUUAUUAAAAUCUGGUCUUAAA